CUGCCCAAAACUUACAGAAGUAAAGAAAAACAAAAACGAAAACGAAAACCUGAAAAACUACCCUUCAUGGAAGAGAUUAUGUCCCCUACUUCUUCAUCUUCACUUUUGUCUUUUUGUCAAGAACCUCCACAUCCGCUUCCUAUCCAACAACGCCUCCAGUACAUCCUCCAGAACCACCCUGAAUGGUGGCUCUAUGCUAUUUUCUGGCAAGCGUCUAAAGAUGCCAGUGGCCGCCUUGUUUUAUCAUGGGGAGAUGGCAGUUUUCGUGGCUCUAAUAAAGACUUUGCAGCAACAAGACCUAAUAAACACAACCAAUUCAAAUUCGGAUUCCAACUUGAAAGAAAAAGAUCAUCAGUCAAUAAAGAUCAGUUACAAUAUCUUUUUAGUGAGAACGUGGACUUGGAUAGAUUAGGAGAUGUGGAUGUUACUGAGGAUGAUUGGUUCUACACAGUAUCAGUAACGCGAUCAUUUUCAGUCGGAGAUGGAAUUCUUGGCCGCGCGUUUAUUACUCCUUCAGGUUUCAUUUGGUUGAGUGGUGAUCGUGAUCUACAGUUAUAUGAAUGUGAAAGAGUUAAAGAGGCUUCUAUGCAUGGAAUAAAGACUUUGGCUUGUAUCUCGACUUCUUGUGGAGUUGUUGAGUUAGGGUCUUUCAAUACGAUUAAUGAAGAUUGGAGUUUGGUGCAACUCUGCAAAUCCAUUUUCGGAGCCGAUGUUGCCUGUUUGAUCUCCAAACAACCUACUCAUCAGCUUCCAAAUAUUCCAGAAGGAUCGAAUUCUUCCUUUCUUGAUAUUGGAAUUUCAGGUGCUCAUCGUCAAAAGGACACCUCUUCCGAUAAGCAUAAUCAAAAUGAAGGCAACAUGAUGUUAAUAAAGAAAGAUAAUGCUACGGGUCAAUUAGGCCGGUCAUCUUCUGACUCUGGACCUUGUGAUUCCGAUGGUAAGUUUGCUCCUGGAAGUACAGUUGAUCGGUUCAAGAAAAGAGGAAGAAAGCCAAUAAAUGGCAAAGAAUUGCCUCUAAACCAUGUCGAAGCAGAAAGGCAGCGUAGAGAGAGGCUUAAUCACCGGUUCUAUGCGCUCCGAUCUGUAGUUCCUAAUGUGUCCAAGAUGGACAAAGCAUCUCUACUUGAAGAUGCAGUUACUUAUAUUAAGGAUUUAAAAGCCAAAGUUAACGAAUUGGAGACCAAACUACAAGCAGUGCGCAAGAAAUCCAAGAAUGUUACUAAUAUUAAUGCCAACACGAAUAAUUACGUUGUUAUAGGACCAGAAGUAAUGAGUCAUAAUAAAGUUAUGACAAUGGAGGUGGAUGUGAAGAUUGUAGGAUCAGAAGCAAUGAUUCGAGUCCAGUCCCUGGACGUUAAUUAUCCAGCUGCAAGAUUGAUGGAUGCGCUAAGAGAACUAGAGAUUAAAGUUCAUCACGCGAGUGUGUCAAGGAUCAAGGAAAUGGUGCUUCUAGACGUUGUGAUCAGACUUCCUGAUGGACUCACAAAUGAAGAGAUUACGAGAACUGCUAUUCUUCAAAGAAUGUAAAAUUAAUUAAUUAAUAAUUAGCCUACAAAUGUAUCAAGUGUGGGAAAAUCUUCUCCAACUGUAUUAUGCAUAUGCAUAUAUAUCUACCUCAAGACCAAGUUCUUCAUGUAACUGAGGAACAUAAAAUAAUGGUUAUGUGCUUACAUUAAUCAACUGUUUGUUAUUUUGUGCUCCUCUUUAAUCAGCCUGUUGCCUUCCUUCUUA
Messenger RNA from Jatropha curcas, 1731 nucleotides. Its product is annotated as transcription factor bHLH14. The record is from RefSeq and is a predicted model, not a curated record. NCBI's taxonomy places the organism in Eukaryota, Viridiplantae, Streptophyta, Magnoliopsida, Malpighiales, Euphorbiaceae. Gene Ontology annotation, cellular component: nucleus. Gene Ontology annotation, molecular function: DNA-binding transcription factor activity; protein dimerization activity; transcription cis-regulatory region binding. Gene Ontology annotation, biological process: regulation of DNA-templated transcription.